Messenger RNA from Stylonychia lemnae, 918 nucleotides. NCBI's taxonomy places the organism in Eukaryota, Ciliophora, Spirotrichea, Sporadotrichida, Oxytrichidae. The record is from the annotation of a GenBank genome assembly.
AUGAUAUAUACCUGGAAUAUCUAAGAAUUGGAGCUUUAUACUUGUACCUUACUGACUCCAGAAAAGGAAUAAAAGAAGGAAGCUAUUGCUAAAUAAGGAGUGGGUAUAGAUCUUUAAUUGCUCUUGAAUGAUGUCCAAAUGAGUAUAGAGAAAGAUAAGGCAGAAUUAUAAGUGACAAUCUUUCCACCAGGAUGGCAAAUCUCAAAAAGUUUAAUGAGUUGUUCUUUCUAGUCACAAAGGUAAUGUAAUACAGUUCUUCCCCCAGGUAAGCAGUAAAUAGAUAAUAAUUGUUAAAAGAUUGUGAUACAAAGUGCUUUGAAGGAUAGUGCUCACGUCAAGCAUAGUUUGAAGAACGAGAUAUAUAUAGACUCUAAUGUGAACGAGAAAAGCUUGUAAUUGGGAACAUAUCAGUUCCCAUUCAAAAAUUUUGAUGACUCUUUUAGAUUACUGUUUAACCAUAAUUAAGAAAUUUCAAAGAAUAUAUCGAUUCUCGUAAAAGAAGGAACAAGCAAUACUAUGUAUUCAUAAUCAAUGCCAUUACUAAUACUUAGUUUGAAUAUAACUUUAAGAUCCUAUAAAUAAUAUGAUAACUAAAGCUUUUCAAACUUAGCACAAAUAUAAAAGCCAGUUAUAAAUAUCUAUGAAGACUAAUUUGAUUACAAUAGAGAAAGUUUUGGAUUUAAUCCAACUAUUAAAAUAGAUGGCAAUGUAAUAGGCUACAAAAUUGAUGAAAUGUUUGACCUUGGAUUAAUGAAUUAAGAAGAAUUAACAGAAAGCAAGUACAAAUUUCACGUUUACAGGUCAAAUUUCUAGAUAGAGGAUAUGAUAUUCAUUUAAGAAAAUUAACAGGUAUAUGCUUUUGAAGACAGCUUGGUUAAAAGUAAUUCAAAUGCCUUCAGAUGGGUCAUUAUGCAAUGA